This is a messenger RNA of Sphenostylis stenocarpa, 1536 nucleotides long. NCBI's taxonomy places the organism in Eukaryota, Viridiplantae, Streptophyta, Magnoliopsida, Fabales, Fabaceae. The record is from the annotation of a GenBank genome assembly.
AUGGAAGUCCAAUCGUCCUUGGCAGUGCUCACCCUCUUGCUCUCAUUAUUAGUGCUUUUGCUUGCAAAGAACUUCAAGCAAAAGGGUCACCAUAAACUGCCACCAGGGCCAUGGAAGCUACCUAUCAUAGGGAACCUGCAUCAACUGGCAGUAGCAAGUUCACUUCCUCAUCAUGCUCUCAGAGACAUAGCCCAAAAAUAUGGACCCUUGAUGCACCUACAACUAGGUGAGAUUUCUGCGGUGAUUGUAUCAAGCCCCAAGAUGGCCACGGAAAUAAUGAAAACACAUGAUCUUGCUUUUGCACAGAGGCCUAAAUUUCUUGUUUCUGAUAUUAUGGCCUACGGAUCAGUAGACAUUGCUUUUGCUCCAUAUGGUGAUUACUGGAGGCAAAUGAAGAAAAUAUGUAUGUUGGAGCUUCUAAGUGCAAAGAAGGUUCAGUCUUUCUCCCACAAUAGACAGGAAGAGGUAGCUAAACUCAUAGGAAAAAUCCAGUCAUCAGCAGGUGCACCAGUCGAUCUCACAACCAUGAUUAACACUUACGUAAGUACUUUUGUGUCCAUAACAGUAUUUGGUAACAUAACUGAAGAUCGUGAAGAGUUUUUGUCGAUUGUAAAGGAAGCAAUAGAAGUGGCAGAUGGCUUUGAUCUUGCGGAUAUGUUUCCCUAUUUCAAACCUAUACAUCUCAUAACCAGAUUGAAAGCCAAAUUAGUUAGGAUGCAUAAGAAGGUUGACAAGAUCUUCGGGAAGAUCAUAAAGGAUAAUCAAGUAAAGCUUACUAGAGCAAAGGAAGGCAAGGAAGAAGAACAGAACGAAAAUCUUGUUGAAGUUCUUUUAAGAGUCCAACACAGUGGCAUCACUGAGACCCCUCUUACAACCGACAAUAUCAAAGCUGUUAUUUGGGACAUGUUUGCUGCUGGAACGGAUACUUCGGCAAAAGUAAUAGAGUGGGCAAUGUCAGAAAUGAUGAAAAACCCGAGAGUUAGGAAGAAGGCACAAGCUGAGAUUAGAGAAACGUUGAGAGGAAAGGAAACAACACAUGAGAACAACCUAGGCCAACUUACCUACUUAAAGGCAGUAAUAAGAGAAACCUUGAGGUUACACCCACCUCUUCCUUUGUUACUUCCCAGAGAAAGCAGAGAAUCGUGCAGGAUCGAUGGAUACGAUAUACCCAUCAAGACUAAAGUCAUAGUGAACGCAUGGGCAGUUGGAAGAGAUCCUGAGUACUGGCAUGAUGCUGAGAGCUUCAUACCAGAAAGGUUCCAUGCUACAUCUAUCGAUUUCAAAGGAACAGACUUUGAGUACAUCCCUUUUGGGGCAGGAAGGAGAAUGUGUCCGGGUAUGUCAUUCGGUAUAGCCAGCGUCGAGUUUGCUCUUGCCAAAUUACUCUAUCACUUUAACUGGGAACUCCCAGAAGGAAUGAAACCAGAGGAAUUUGACAUGGAUGAAGCAUUUGGAGCAGGGGUUGGAAGGAAAAACAACCUUCACUUGAUUCCCGUUCCUUAUGAUCAUCCUUCAAUCCAUGAUAAUGGCAAAUGA